CUAUUGACUGCUCUAGCCACAGUGAGCAACCAUGAAGACCUUAAUCUUCCUUGCCUUCCUUGGAGCUGCUGUUGCUCUCCCCCUGGAUGAUGAUGAUGACAAAAUUGUUGGAGGCUACACCUGCCAGAGGAAUGCUCUCCCCUACCAGGUGUCUCUGAACAGCGGCUACCAUUUUUGUGGAGGCUCACUCAUCAAUUCCCAGUGGGUUGUUUCAGCCGCUCACUGCUACAAAUCCCGAAUUCAGGUGCGCCUGGGAGAACACAACAUUGAUGCCCUUGAGGGUGGUGAGCAAUUCAUUGAUGCAGCUAAAAUCAUCCGCCACCCCAACUAUAAUGCAAACACCUAUAACAAUGACAUCAUGUUGAUUAAGCUGAAGACAGCUGCCACCCUCAACUCUCGAGUGUCCACUGUCGCUCUGCCAAGAUCUUGUCCAUCAGCUGGUACUAGGUGUCUUGUGUCUGGCUGGGGCAACACCCUGAGCUCUGGCACCAACUACCCUUCACUCCUUCAGUGUCUUGAUGCUCCUGUCCUCUCUGACAGUUCUUGCACAAGUUCUUACCCAGGCAAGAUCACUAGCAACAUGUUCUGUCUGGGCUUCCUGGAGGGCGGAAAGGACUCCUGCCAGGGUGACUCUGGUGGCCCCGUAGUCUGCAAUGGACAACUCCAGGGUGUUGUUUCCUGGGGUUAUGGCUGUGCUCAGAGAGGAAAACCUGGUGUCUACACCAAGGUGUGCAAGUAUGUGAACUGGAUUCAGCAGACCAUCGCUGCCAACUAAAUGCCUUUAGCUCUUCAUAAGCCCUCUCUUUGUUGUCAAAUCCACCUUCCUUCUAUGCCCUAAACCACUAUCAAGAGAAAAACAUUUUGUUUUUACCACAUCUGUCUAUGAAUGGUUCUUGCAUAAUAACGAACUUUCUCUUGAAAUUGCUGCCAAUAAGAAAAUAUAUACAGUGUUCUACUAUUUUGUGAAGAUAAUUAGAAAGGAUAUUAAAUAUUUCAUUCAAACCUAAUUUGCUAGUUUAUUAAUAUAGCUGGCACACCUUAGUUGAAUAUUUGGCUAUGAUAUAUGCUUUCUUAUGCCCCAAUGUGGUAGACCUAGUGUUAAUUAUUUGUAAUAGAUUAUGAUACAAAAAAUGCAGAGAUAAAAGCAAUAGCUAAAAGUCAGGGAAAUGGCUCAUACUGGAAUGGAGAUGAAGUCAAAGCUGCCAGCAUUCCUAGGUCAUUUCCAUUUCCAUGACAGAAUGCUAUUUCUUCUAUGUUUUUCUUCAGUCAAUCCAAAACUCUAUUGUGUUGUGUAAAAUAUUAAAAAGUACAAUCCAUGCUAUGCUGGCAGGGCCUGGAGAGCUGGCUGGCCAGGCACUGGCAGGCAUGGCCGGCCUGUUCUCAUCUUGUGGAGACGCUCUGACUCAGAGCUCUGAAAUCUCUCCACCCAGCUCACUAAGUUCCCACUGGUGGGUCAUUACCAGGCCAAUUCCCACAGACUUUUGGGUGCACUUCUUGCAAACCCACGCUCUGCCACUUUACCUUUCUCUCUGCAUGAAGGAAAACACUACAUAAACAUAGUUCAGAAUCAUUGGGAACUCAAUCACUGCGUACAACUAACAUAAUUUACAAGCCAUUCUAAGUUAAAUCCUCUGGAAGCAGAUCCAAAUGGAUCCACCACCUGAAACGAGGUCCCCUCUAUCUAUAUUUUUGCCUCAUCUCCAGCCCUCCCACUCACUCUCUUCUCCUCCACUGUCCCUCUGCCCACCCCGGAAGUCCCACCUACUUGCCCAGUGAUUGGUUUCUUUAUUCAUUAGAAGGGUCACAUGACAUCCCAAGUAUUUGAUUCACUCCUCUUUCCAGUCAGUUCCUCUUGGGGAAGUUGAAUUAGCAUCAAAAUACAGACAGCACCAGGGCUAUCCACAACACUACUACACCUACCUUUCCAAGGAUUCACACUCUAAUAUUUCCUCUUGUUUUUUUAAUGGAAUGUUGUUUUAAUAACAAAUACUGUGUAUGGAGAUAAUCUGGCCUAUCUUUUUCUCAACCACACCUCAAACACCAAUUUAAAUGAUGCAUUAACUAAAAUAUAAGCCAAAAAUAAAUGAAAUCAGUUUCUCUAAAAUAAACAUGUUAAACCAGAGUUCAUAAAUCUCUGGAUCC
Molecule: messenger RNA, 2142 nt
Organism: Mus musculus (house mouse)
Lineage: Eukaryota; Metazoa; Chordata; Mammalia; Rodentia; Muridae
Gene: Prss3b
Product: serine protease 3B
Exons: 5
Coding region: 32-775 (247 amino acids)
Biological process (GO): proteolysis
Cellular component (GO): extracellular region
Molecular function (GO): peptidase activity; serine-type endopeptidase activity; hydrolase activity
Source: RefSeq, marked validated